CUUAUAGGAGAAAGGUCGAGGGGGUAAGAUUAAGCAACAGUGGGGUAUAUAAAGCAGAUUGGUGGGCCAUUCGCUACAGUUUGAAGUUCACGCAGUAGCCAGCGAGGAGUUCUGCAGGACCUCACCUCAACCACCAUGAAGAUUCUGGUAGUGCUGUGUGUCAUGGCGGUGGGCGCCCACGCCCAGUUGGGCCAAACUGGCAUCGUUAUGCCCGACGGAAACAACGUCCAGUUCACUCACGACCAGGCCGAGAACAUCCUUCUGAUUGGGUCCUCUGGAGCCAUCACUGCUGACGGCAAACACGUGCAGCUGGACCGAGAUGGACUUCCUGUCACCCGCACUAAGCGAGCUGUGUUGUUGGAGGGACCCUCUGGCGUGCUCUUUGAGGACGGACAGAAGAGGCACCUUCCUCCUGGUGUGGAAAUCGUCCUCAUGUCAGAGGCUGGCGCCGUCCUUUCCAACGGUGAGAACGUCCAGUUCCGCAAGAAGCGUGAUGUACUGCUGGAAGGACCUUCUGGCGUGCUCUUCAAGGACGGACAGAAGAGGCACCUUCCUCCUGGUGUGGAAAUCGUCCUCAUGUCAGAGACUGGCGCCGUCCUUUCCAACGGUGAGAACGUCCAGUUCCGUAAGAAGCGUUCCUCCCCCCUCAUCGACUCCAUCAAGGGUCCCUCAGGCUACGUCACACCCACCGGGCAGCUGUUCCAGCUUCCUCCUGGUGUUGAGGUCGUUAUCGAGGGUCAUUCCGGUGCUCUUCUUUCUGAUGGAACUGCCAUCCAGUUCUUCGAGUAAAUUCCCUCAACUCAAAACCCUGCUUGGUCCAUCACCAACAGCACUCAAUGAAUAACACCUCCAUGAACACAAUCACUACUAGGGAUUUCAUGGUAUCCAAUGUAUAUUCUUUUCUAAUAUAAAAUAAAUAAAUAAGAAAAA
Messenger RNA from Portunus trituberculatus (swimming crab), 930 nucleotides. RefSeq lists its product as uncharacterized. Bases 136 to 789 code for a protein of 217 amino acids. The record is from RefSeq and is a predicted model, not a curated record. Gene Ontology annotation, molecular function: structural constituent of cuticle. The transcript is spliced from 2 exons. NCBI's taxonomy places the organism in Eukaryota, Metazoa, Arthropoda, Malacostraca, Decapoda, Portunidae.